This is a messenger RNA of Peromyscus eremicus (cactus mouse), 1830 nucleotides long. It is a transcript of the gene Pyurf, whose product is annotated as PIGY upstream open reading frame. The record is from RefSeq and is a predicted model, not a curated record. The transcript has 2 exons. Bases 86 to 424 code for a protein of 112 amino acids. NCBI's taxonomy places the organism in Eukaryota, Metazoa, Chordata, Mammalia, Rodentia, Cricetidae.
CGAGGGGGCGGGGACAGGAGCGAGCCUGGCCAGGGUGACCCGGGGGCUAGGUGCCGGGCAAGCGGUGGAGGAGUUUGGAGCGACCAUGCUGAGCGCCACGUGCCGCAGGCUCGCCCCGGCGCUGCGGGGUCCGCGCGCACCGUCCGCCGUCGCCAGGAGGUAUCUGCUGGCGCCUGGGGUCAGGUCCUUCGCUGACCAGAGCGAGAGGGCGGAGGAGCCCCGCACCUUCCACCCGGCGCUGCUGAAGUUCCUGGUGUGUCCGCUCUCCAAGAAGCCGCUUAGAUACGAAGCAUCGACGAAUGAACUGAUUAAUGACGAGUUGGGAAUAGCCUAUCCAAUCAUUGAUGGGAUCCCGAAUAUGAUACCGCAGGCAGCAAGGACAACACAUCAAAAUAAGAAGCAAGAAGAAGUUGAGCAGCAUUAGACCAUGAUUGUUAAAAGCAUAACUGCUGAGUUCUCUAAUACUGUAGACCUUUAAGACAGGGAAGGGCAGUUGGGGAAGAACAGUGAUUCACGUCUGUCUGCUAGACUGUUCUUCCACUGCUCUCAUUAGCAGAACUGUUCUGAGAUGCUUUCUGGAGGAGAAUUUCCCACAGGGCUGCACCCGCACAGCCAGGCUUUGCUUUUACAGUCUGCUCUUGCCAACUACCGUGCCAGUGUGUGUGAUCUUCCACCUUUGGACCUAGUUGGGUCUAAAACUCUGUAAGCAUAGUUAGUGUAGCCAGAGUCAGAAUGACGUAUACAUUAGUAAGAGGUCUGAGGCAGUAUCUGAAAACUACACACAAACCCCUUUGGUUUACAAAAAGAUUUACUUGUCUUGUUUCAGACUUAGGACUAUGACGCAGGCUGUGGAAGCUUUUUUGUACGUGUUCUGUCCUCAUUUUUUGAAGAUUCUCACUUGUAACUGCUGUAUCCGAAGAAGCAUAUGAGUGAAAUAUCUCAGUGCAGAUUAACAGCUUCAGUCAUCCGCUGAGGCCUGUUUCUCAUCCCAUUCAUUUAAAAGUUAGUAAUUUGAAAUGUUUGUUUGGUUUCAAGGUCAAUGGUAAGCUUAAGUACUUAGAAAAUUCUGAGUGUAUAAAAUUACCUUCAUCGCUUUGGCAUCACAUGCUUACAUCAAUAAUAAAAUAAGAUGUUGAUAGUUUACUACAAAACUCAGUUUGCUGAAGUGGGAGGGUGUCUGUUUGAAUGAAUGUUUUUGUCUCAAGAGUCUGGUAGUAAGAGAAAAUGUGAAAAUACUUUAUGUAACUACAUUUUUAUUUCGGAGGCACUUAAUAUUCAAAAGAGAAUAAUUUCUCAGAAGUGAGGUACCUUUAGUUGGUAAGGUCAGGAAUGGGAAGCCGAUUAUGUCCAUUUAAGUUUAGAGGCAUGUUUCAAGGUACACUCAGUUAUUUUUGCCCUGGGAAAUUUGAUAAGUCCUAAAGGAUUAAGCCUAUGUUUUCUAGAACUGGAACAGAACUGGUCAAGGAGGAUGCAGUAUCUACUUUGGAAGCAUAGCAUGAAUGUUUCAAUCCUUACCUUAAAGAAACUUAAGAAUUUGUUAUAAAUUUAAUUGGUUACACACACCCCAGUCCGCGGCCUUGUGCAUGCAAGGCAAGUGUGCAGCCACAGAAAUAGUCUACCCCUAAUUUACUAAUCUAUAUUUAUGUGGGAUAGGGGCAUAGCAUGGGAGAAAUCACAGGACAGCUUUGUGGAGUUGAUUCUUUCCUUGCACCAUGUGGAUACUAGGGCUUCAACUCAAGUGUCCAGUCUUGGAGGUGAGACCUUUAUCAUCUGAAUCAUUUCACUGGCCCCCUAAUUGAUUCGUAAUAAGCCAGCAUCCUAAAGUAGUUU